Messenger RNA from Nezara viridula (southern green stink bug), 5820 nucleotides. The record is from the annotation of a GenBank genome assembly. NCBI's taxonomy places the organism in Eukaryota, Metazoa, Arthropoda, Insecta, Hemiptera, Pentatomidae.
AUGCUCAAGGUCCUGUUGCUUGCAUUACUUCUUUCCAAGUGGUCGGCCGGACAAGACGAAGACUACAGUUCGGAAGAUGACGCAAAAGUGUACAAAAACCCGAGAAAUUCUCCUUCUGCAGAGUGCCCCAGGGAUGAAGAGCAUGCUGAAUUCCUGGGGCAAAAGUGCUUGAGAAAAUGUUCCAAUGAUGAGGACUGCAAAUCAAAGAAGAAAAAGUGCCUAUGCGAUGGUGUCUGUGGAAUGUCUUGCAUUAAACCAGAAAGAGAAUGCGAAGAGUUGGGUUCACCUUCUCUGGGAUCAGUGACGAUUGGAGGUAGACUAUUCGGAGACAGAGCAUCUUACACCUGUGAUCCCGGUUACACUCUAGUAGGUCUCAAGGAAAGAAUUUGCCAAGGAGAUGGCAACUGGUCGGGUGCACAACCUCAGUGCAAACACAAUGUCUAUUGCAAAACCCCACCUGAAUUGGAGCAUGCAAGGCAUAAUGGUCUACCUGAGCAGGCUACGUUCCCAUUAGAUACAACUCUUCAGUACCAAUGUAAUCUUGGUUAUGUGACAAAUGGGUUUCCAAAGGCUAAAUGUCUAGCCAUAGAGAACACAGCGUCCUGGUUUGGCCCAGACAUCAGCUGUGAGCCAAGGUCUUGUGGGGCUCCUAUGGAUCCUUCCAAUGGGUGGCAUUCCGGUGAUUGUUACACCUACUCCUGCAAAGUAACCUACCAUUGCGGUGAGGGAUAUGAACUGGUUGGGAGACUGGAAAGAAUUUGCCAAGCAGAUGGGAUUUGGGGACCCAGGGACUUGCCAGCCUGUGUCCUCGUUACAGCUGUCGAGUGUCCAAUGCCUGAAAAUCCACAGUUCGGCACAGCAAUUUAUACUUCCUGUGGUUACAAUGCAGUUGUCUCUUAUGAAUGCCGCCACGGUUACACCCUUGUCGGGGACUCAACAAGAAGAUGUGGAGCAGACAGAAAGUGGUCAGGAAGCACCCCUAAGUGCCAAGUUGUUGACUGCGGGCACCCAGGCAACAUCUACAAUGGCUGGAUCGAGAACCUAGAGAAAGGAACGGGUCUCGGGGCUUCAGUCAUCUUCAGGUGUUCUCCUGGAAUGACAUUAGUCGGCAAUACAUCAUCUGUCUGUCAAAUAGAUGGCACAUGGAGAUACCCACCACCCUUAUGUCUAGCUUCCUGUGUGGUACCGGCUGUGGCCCAGGGGCGAAUUCUUUUGGAGGCCAACGGGUCCAUGGACCCUUUGGUUGUACCUCAUGGUCAUCAGCUAAGUGUCCAAUGUGAGCAGCGUUAUGAGCCUGCUGCAGAAAGCCCAAUUGUAUGCAACAAUGGAUCCUGGUCCCAAAUCCCAAGGUGUCAGCCAGCUAGAUGCAAGUACUUGCCUAAGGCUCCCAAAAAUGGUAUGGUAAUAGCGCCUAAAACCCAACACGGUAUGAAGGCUCGCUUCAAAUGCAGAGAUGGCUAUGUCAUCAAAGGACAGAACACCUCUGAAUGUAGGUACGGCAAUUGGACUGGAGAACAGCCCUAUUGCCAAGAAGUUUAUUGCCCUUUUCCUGGCUACGUUGAGAAUGGAAAGGUGCUGUUGGUUGGAAACAUGGGUCUCUAUGAUUAUAGACCUUAUGUUCGGAAGGUUACUAACAAUAAGCAAAUAAUGUAUGAAUGCAACAAAGGAUAUACACUUGCUGAAGGCCCACCUGGGGCUACCUGCAUUGCAGGUCAUUGGUCUCCAAAAAACCUGCCAAGGUGUGUGCCAGGCUUACAUCCCAGAUUGCGUUGGACUCGAAAGAAAAGAGCUUUAGUGUUAUUAAUGUUAAGAAGAGCAAAACGUGCUUUGUCAGCAUCUGCUGGAACUGUCAUUAAGAAACCACAAAACCCAUCAUCUAACAAGCAAGAUUCAACACUUGGAGGUUCACGAAAAGGCCCAACUAAGUCAGGAGGAAGUUCGAAAGGAACUGAUGAUGUUGAUGAGGAAGAAACUGAAAAGACCGAGGAAGGAAAAAAACCAGGAUCAAGACGGAAGAAAAAGCAAGAUGGUAUCCCCUGUGAGGACCCCGGUGAGGAACCCAAUGGAAAACUUGAUGUCAUCAAAAAUGGUCGAGACCCAAAUAAUACAUGGUCCCAAGGAACAAUGCUCCGGCUCACAUGUUCUACAGGAUUUGUUAGUAAUCUACCAAAUGGUACUGCCCGAUGUACACGUGGGAAAUGGAAACCUGCAAAACCUCAGUGCUCUUUAGCACCAUGCAAGAUUCCAGAGUCAAAACAUGGUAUUUAUACUGCUGGUGGUUCAAGUGCUAUCUCAGGACAAAUUUUGAACCUUUCUGCUCCUGUACCACAUGAUCAUGUGAUAGAAUUUUCCUGUAGAGUGGGAUAUAAUGUUCAAGGUAAUGGUCGAAUGAGAUGUUGGCAUGGGCAAUGGAAUGUUCCAGUACUUCCUACUUGUACACCAGCACCAUGUCAGCUUCCUGUUGUAUCUCAUGGCCAAUAUCUUCUUGGUUAUCGACCUGGUUUAACCAUAGGUAAUGGUUCAAUUGUACGCUUUCAAUGUGACACUGAAUUCAAACCAAGUGGAAGUGAGACCAUUGUUUGUGUACUUGGAGAGUUACGACCAAAAUCACCUCACUGUAAGCCAGAUCCAGGUUCAAUGUUUAUGGCUGGAGGUGAUAUUACAAAGGCAGGAGAGAUAGGAGAAGUUGACUACCUAAGUGGUCUGAGGGGCAGCUGUUCUCCUCCUCAAUCGGUUCGAGGGACGCUUGCAUACAAAAAUGGUGAACCACUGGCUAAUGCAGAAACUAAUUUUCCUGAUGGUACUGAAGUCACAUUCAACUGUAUAACCUCCAUUAUGGGAGAAAAAACUACUUGGAGAAUAAUCUGUCAAGAUGGAAAUUGGUUGGGACAUCCUCUCCAUUGUGAAGUGGAGGAUAAUUCAUCAGGGGGCACCUCUUCCAGUAAGGAUAAUACUACUUGCCUAUUCAAAAACACUGAACUUAAUGUGUCCACAUUUUACAUGGAUCAACCAGUAACUGAAGAUUCUGUUGAAUUUCCUUUUGGAGCUGUUUUGACAUUUCGUUGUACUGAUAUUGGUAAAUUUGCUAUGAUUGGUUCUUCAGCUCGCAAGUGUGUUGAUGGAGAAUGGGAUGGACAGAGGCCUUCCUGCUUUGGCCUUAACCAGGAAAAUGAUUAUGCUUUGGAGAAACCACCAACUAUUUUGUUCAGACAUGAAUCUGGACCGAUAGCACAGUCCAAUGAUGGGAAGAUGAUCAUCUAUCCUGGAACUACGUUGCACAUGGAGUGUCUCUGGAUCAGGAGAUUUGGAACACCAAAAUGGGCAGUUUCCCAUGAGUACAGAAAGUAUGAAGAAAGCUGGUCUAGUGAUCCUGGGCGGGACUCCCAGUUAGAGUAUAGGUUGACCAUUGCAGAUGCAGUACCUGAAGACAGUGGCACCUAUACUUGUAUCACUCCAACCAGACAUAGUCAUUCUGUAGAACUUGUAGUUAAAGCUGUUCAUUGCUCACCUCUACCCAACAGAAGAGGCCUCAAGGUGAGUACAGAGGAAACUAAAAUGGGAACUACAAUUUUUCUCAACUGCCAGAAUGGUAAUUCUCUCAUUGGUGCUCACCAACUCGUUUGCUUACCAAGUGGUAAUUGGUCUAGUCCACUUCCUGUUUGUGAAAGCAUGGAGUGCCCUGAUCUCACGAACUUGCAGGAUGCUAACUUACGAAGCUCUGUAUUGUCUCGGGAAGUUGGAGGAAGAGUAGUGUUUUCCUGUGGUCCCGGUCAUGCCCUUGUUGGACCAUCACAUUCUACCUGUCAAGCUUCUGGAGAAUGGGCUCAACCAUUUCCCACUUGCAAGGAAGUAGAAUGUGGUGACCCUGGGCGACCAGAAAAUGGUUGGGUCCAAGGUGGCUCCAAUGGUGUCUACAAAGCAGGAGAUCUUGCAACUUUUACUUGUGCUACUGACUUCAUGAUGGAAGGUCAGCCUGUGGUAGCUUGUCAGGAAAAUGGCAGAUGGAGUGCAUCACCUCCAAACUGUGUGAAAGCUUGUUCAUACCCAGGGACUGUCAUUAGUGGAAGAAUGUCAUUGGUUAAGUUCUACUACAGCAUUGAUGAGGUCAUUGAAUUUAGAUGUGAUGAAGGGCUCAUAAUGUCUGGUCCAGCAAAGAUACGCUGUCUGAAGACAGGAAAGUGGUCAGGGUCUAUACCUGUUUGUAGGUCUCAGACAAAUUGAAAAAAAUAAAUCAAAAUUAAAUGACAGUUUUCGAAAUGAUAAAAAAUAAUAAUGAGGAAAAUCAAUAUCAUUCAAGCUUCCUCUGGUGAAGUAUGCAAGUUUUCUAAGGAAAAGUGAGAAUCAGUAAAAUAUAAAAAAGCAAUAUAUUUGAUAAAGAUGACUUAUAAUGAUCAAAAAUGGAUUCUUAAUGAAACUCUUUAAAAUAACUAAGGAGAAGUGGUAUAGCCAUGAAACAAUAUAUCUAAUUUCUGUCUUAGAAAAAAAAAUUACUGUAAUUGCAACACUUUUCAUUUUAAAAAAUCUAAAAAGAAAUUGCUUUGGAUGCUUAACACAAACUAUAUUAGAUAAAAAGCAGCAAACAAUAAUAAUAAAGAAUUUAGGAAGACUUUUAGAGAUACAUGUUUUCAUUACUGCAAAUGAUAUUUUUCAAGCUCACUGCUUCAUUUAAUGAAAGGUUGUAGGCCUGCCACAUAUUUCACACAUUGCCAAGAUUUCACAUUUAUAAUGAAAAUAUACUUCAGGCUGCCCCAAGGUACAAUAUAUUGAACCUAGUGCUAGCACAGCCCAAGCCUAACGUGCUUCUACACAAUAUUAUAGCUGUACCUUGUCCAAGAAAAAGACUUAAAUUUAAAAACAACUUUAUAUCAAAUUUAGACAAAUUAUCACUCGAUAAUUUAAAAAUAAGAAAGUUAGAUUUACAUAAGUAUUAACACAAACAUGUAACAACAAAAGAAGUCCACUAAUUUCUCCAUUGAUAAUUCAUAUAUUAAUUACUACUGCAUCAUUUCUAAUUGUGAUGAGAUAGUAAACCAAAACAUAUGAAGUCUUUUUCAGGAAAUUAACUGUAUGAAAUAGUAAACAGCAUUUUUUUUAGUGUUUGUUUUUUUUGUAUACACUUUUAUUGCUGGUUUGUAAUUUUCUCCAUAAUUAAUUUAUUUAAAAAAUAUAUAUAAGUCAUUUUGAAGAGUUGGGUUAUUUAAUAUACCAAGAAAAACAUACAAUCAAAUGAGGUUAUAUAAAAUAAAAAAUGCCUAGUACCUAACGUAUUUAUUAAUACGUGUACUGAGAAUUUAUUAAAAUAAUAAAACUUACCUUUUGAAUUUAAUUCUCCUCAUAUUUGAUUUCACUAUUCAUAAUUUAAUUUAGCUCUUCAUAAUUAGGGUGGCUUCUAUAAUGCAGAGCAGAGUGUUCUUAGUCUAAACAAAUUUCUUUAUCAAUAACUGUGGCCCACACACCCACGAAAACUGUGUCUUUAAUGUAAACUGACAAACACUUGGGGUAAGAUUGCAUGGGCUCUGCCUGUGCUGCUGCAUCUGAUAUGAGGUACCAUGUGACCCACAGAACUGCCCAACAGUGAACUUUGUUGUACCAGUGCUAGGUUCAAUGUGCAGCCUGUAUUAAUGCCCUCAAAUUUAUAUGCUUGGCCUAAAAGCUUCAAAUUAGUGCUUCAUAAUUAAUACAUUUGUGAUAAUUAGAAUUUAAUAAUAAAAAACUUUGUGAUUUUUUUAAUCAUAGAAUAAUUACUUUGGGUUAAUAUUUAAUGUUAUUUAAAAACAAUCAAUAUAAAUACAUUAUAUUUUUAGAUAUUAUCUCAUAAUU